UUUGUUCGUCGCUGAUGAGCGAAUGUCCUGCUGCUUUGAUAAACUGCGGCCUCUGUCUGUGUUCGUUAAGCAGCUGGAAACAUGAGCGCUCGAGGAGGAACUCCUUAUGUUGGAAGCAAAAUAAGUCUAAUAUCAAAGGCACAGAUUCGUUAUGAAGGUAUAUUAUCCUCCGUGGACACAGAUAAGUCCACUGUUGCUUUGGCCAAAGUAAAGUCAUAUGGAACAGAGGACCGGCACACCUACAGUCCAGUUCCCCCUAAAGAGGAAAUGUAUGAGUACAUAAUCUUUCGAGGAAGUGACAUAAAGGACAUCACGGUGUCUGAACCAACAAAACCAUUCCACGGGCUCCCUCGAGACCCUGCUAUUGUCCUGUCCCCUCUUGGAUGCUCUUCUGGAUGUCACCCACGUUGGAGCCCUUACAGAGACGUGAUGCCCACCUACAAUCAGCUGGCUACCAGCUCUCUACUCACCCAGCAGUACAAUGCAGCAUUGGGGCUAGUUCCAGGGUUUCACGGUAUCCUUGCCAGAAGAGCUCCUACAGUAGAGCAAGCGGUUCAGACGGUGCCAUUGGCCAGCAGUGCUCAGAAAAAGGGGAAAUCCUCAACUCAGCCGCAGCAGGUCAGACAGACCAAUCGUCCUGCUGUUUCCCAAGUUCAGAAAGAGAAUGUCCCCAGCACUCAAGCUGCAUCGCAGCCAAGUGGCGGCAAGGCACAAGGCAAAAGUACCGAUAAUAAAAAACGAAGGCAAAAACAAGGAAGUCGUUGGUCAAAGAACUGGAGCAGAGGCCAGCUUCCUAUAAAGAACUCCAAGCCUACGACUUUGAAGUUUGAGUCAGAUUUUGAUUUUGAAACAGCAAAUGCUCAGUUUAAAGAUCUCACGGAGGUUUUAGUUCAGAAAGCCCCUGAGAGCCUGUGUACACAAGAGGAGACACUUGGGGACAAGUACUACGACAAGAGUAAGGGCUUCUUUGACAACCUCUCAUCAGACAUGAAGCCCAGGACCACCACAUGGGAAGAGGCGCAAAAGUUAAACCUGGAGACUUUCGGAGUGCAGGGACGUUUCCUCGGAGGCAGAAGAUUCCGGGGGCGGGGUCGCAGAGGGCAGAGCAAAGCUGAACAGCGACUCCUUCCAAAAAUUGAUGGUGGGAGAGUGUGAAAGUGUUGUUUUUUUUUUUUUUUUGUUGUUGUUGGUUUUCCAUGUAAAUAUUGUAGUUUUCUACUUAAUUGCCUCCCCCUUUUUCAAUUUGAAGCACUUGAUGUAUAUUUUUGUUUCUUUAUUCCAAAUAUGCAUUUAUGGGUGCACUGUACAUUUUCUAUAAUCUAAACUGGGAGAAAUUUAUUUUAUUCCAGCACCUGUACAUCAAGUAAAUGUAUUAAUUUGUAGUUCAGCAUGCAACGAAAGAUGUCCUUGAAUAGAGAAUCAAGCAUGUGAUUUAAUUUUGUGCUGUAGGUCUGGAUGUUGUUCUGCACUUGACUGUCCAUGUCAAUCCAAAUAAGUUUUAAGAGGAUGUUCCAAAAUGGAAUGGACAGUCAACAGUACUUUAUUUUCCCAUACCUCUAGUGUUUGUAAAAUACUGGAGAUAAGUGUAGCAGUUGCUAUUAAAUGUGAUUAAUAGAAACUCUUUUCUCCUUGUCACUGUAAAUUCCCUUGCUAGAGCCAAAAUUCUGAGCAUUUGUUCAAACGUCAGUCUGCAUAAUCCACUUUUCCUUCCAGCUUCCACUUUUAUAUUUUUUUAGUCAGUUUUAUAUUUGAGGUGGAUUGCAAAUGGGAGCUAUUUAGUUUACCAUGGGUCUCUAGCUUGCUCAUGCAAUGAUUAAUUGCCGUGGUUAUCAAACCUUUUACACAAAGUAUCACCUAAAAGAAAAUUCAAAGUCCCGCCAUUAUGAGAUUAAAAUACAGUAGUGUAGUAGGUAGUGGUGGGCAAGUGAAGCCUCAUGAAGCAUUGAGGCUUUCCUAACAAUUGUGCCAAAAAAAUUCAAGGCUUCAAUGAUGGGGACAUCUGGUGGACAACUGAAUCCAGAGCAACCUCUAAAGAGCAUGACUGAAGCACUGGCACUGUUUCCCAUGACUGCAAUAAAAGUUCAGAAAAGUC
Phyllopteryx taeniolatus (common seadragon) is the source of this 2092-nucleotide messenger RNA. Its product is annotated as protein LSM14 homolog B-like. The transcript is spliced from 8 exons. Gene Ontology annotation, molecular function: mRNA binding. NCBI's taxonomy places the organism in Eukaryota, Metazoa, Chordata, Actinopteri, Syngnathiformes, Syngnathidae. Bases 82 to 1155 code for a protein of 357 amino acids. The record is from RefSeq and is a predicted model, not a curated record.